Molecule: messenger RNA, 4518 nt
Organism: Ruditapes philippinarum (Manila clam)
Lineage: Eukaryota; Metazoa; Mollusca; Bivalvia; Venerida; Veneridae
Exons: 3
Coding region: 306-3407 (1033 amino acids)
Source: RefSeq, a predicted model, not a curated record
ACUCAUCAUAAAUAGAUAGUGAAUGUUAAGGUUAUUACAUUGUAUAUUGUCAUGAUACUUAAUAUUGAUAUUAUGAUUUGACUAUUUGGUACAAAGUGGAAUGAACUCGUAAAAUUAUGAUUGAGGGGACACUAAAAUCAGUAGUUCAAUAUAUGUGUGAGUGAUAGUGUGCAUUUUUAUAGGGCUCUAACCGAAAUCAGAGCAUGCAGGUGGCACUGCACUGAUACGUUGUUCAGGAAUGAAGUACAGAUGCAAUGUUGUGAACAUUGACGGAGAAGCAUAGGAAGAAAAAACGCUGAUGCAAAAUGGCAAAUUUGCAUAGAGCUCCCAUGUUCUUUGUAGUCUACGUUUUAUGUUUGAUGUUCGCCGCCGGAAGCUCGCAGGAAAACUGCCGCGUCAGACCAUCAGACAAAGAUGAUGUCCAGUUCCUGCGAGAUUAUUCGGUGAUGAAAAUUUUUGAAAUUAGUAUAUACAAAGAGACAACAGAUCCUCUUCAAACGGAUAUAUCGCGAACUUAUAAACCAUGGAAAUGGUAUCGAACUACUUCUGAACAUGGUAAAACACUGCUAACUCUUUCAUUUAACUUUGAUGUAUUGUCCCUAUCGAUUCUGACAAUAGGAGUUGAAAGAGUGAAAAUUCACUUAAAAGACAUACCAGAAGGAUGCUUCGGAAAUUUGACAGCGGAGGAAAGAGUUGACCUUUUACGAGAUAAAGUGUUUGAUAAGUUUAAAAGAAAUAGACAUAAGAAGACUGGUCCCGUUAAUGAAGAGGAUUUACAAUCGGAAGUAGAGCAGGAACCAGAAAUCAUAUACGUUUGUAACAAUAUUGUGAGAGAUGAAAACGGAUAUGGUGAAUUUGCUAACCGAUGUUGUGCCAGAGAUUCCGACGGAAACGUCACCUGCUCCGAACAUGAAGAUAAUUUCUGGAUAACAGUUCUAUACAUCUGUAUUUUCCUUGUCAAACUCAUGUUGUUUAUGUUUGCGCCUUUAGUGGUACCAGCCAAUAUGUAUACAGCCUCUUACGUGGCAUCUGAAUAUGUUGUCAAGUUGACAAAAGAUUUAAAAAUGAAAGUGUUUGUAAGUGAGAGUAAAACAACCUCAGUGCGUUAUAAGAAUCGGCUUUCUGCUGAAGAUUUCGCAGAUUGGUAUAGAUUUAAGGAAAGUAUUGCUGAGUUACCACUCGACACAAUAUGUGAUGUUAAAGUACCGGAAUUGAGAAUCAAGGUGAAAGGAAAACGAAUAAUUCCAGCAAAUGAGCCACCAACGGGCCUACUUAGGACAGCAUAUGACAAUCUAAUACGAUGCAAAAUUAGGGGUUUACAACCAUUUAAGGAUUGCUGUAGUGCGAGCAUAUAUGCAAAACUGCAACCAUUGAUAAGGCAUGAAUGUACUUGGGAGGACCUAGUCCUUAUUUUCAUAAAAGUUGUAGUGCUUUUCCUUGUACCAUUGCCUUUCUACCUUAGAACAUUUAUUUACUACCGGUUUGAAGAGGAAGAACUUAGUCAACGUAAAGACCUUAUACAUGAGCUUGGCUUUAAGCAAAGAUAUAACCCUUUUAGAAUGAAUAUUGUCCAAUACCUCACUCCAACACAUCCACUGUUUAUCUCCGCAUACUCGAUGUACGUCAUUUCCGGAGUAGUUAUUGGAUUUUCCGAGGAUUACAUCAAAGACAAACUUAAAUCUAUUGUUCGUUCAGCAUUUCAUGACAUGUCCAAUGUUUCCCGUACUAAUGUUCUUCAAAUUGUACUUGGAUUUCUGCUCUGGCCUUUCAGAAAGAUCGGUCUUCUAGCUUUAAUAACAUGCCCAAUAAUCAGCGCAAUUACUGCGCCAUUGUGGUGCUCUGUUUUUGUACUCUACUCGGUGCCAACAAUUUAUCUUGCGUAUAGACUCAUUUAUCACUCCAAAAAGAAACUUGGUAGUGAUAGCAGUUUCUUUGAGUCCGACAAACCAUUUGGAAAAGCUAAACAGAAAGUAUACAAAGUACAUAAAAAGUUAGCUAAAAUUGACAAAAAUGUUCAUAUAAAGAGGGCAGCGUUUCCUGAUGAGGAAAAACAUAGUCCAUGCAUUACAGGGUACGGCAGGGUGUCUGCUUUAAGGAGAUUACUUGUGCAAAUUAUUGUCAGCAUAUUCUGUCUCGUUGUUCUAACAGCGUCAGUGUUAUUGUUUGUGGAAGCAUGUGGUGUUAUUGUAGAAGUGUUAGUAUUUACCAUGAUGGGUAUAAUAGUGAAUGCAGGAGCAACGUUACGUUACGUUAGUAUGGUCCUUCUUGUCAUCGUCUAUAUGCACAGCUGCUAUGACAAUGUGUAUGAUAACUAUUUACAAUUUAAUGCGACGAUAAUCGACGAUGUGAUGGAUAGGGUAGAAGACCUGAAGAAAAUUGCUAGUUUGCCUUCCAGUAUGCAAGAAAAUGCGGCAUUUCAGGUGAAACCUGUUGAAGCAGUCGAUGAGAUUCCAACCAGUUUAAACCUAGAGAAGAAGGAGGCUCAAUGGCGCAUUGGGCAUUUACUCUUGUUCUUUGACUCGUUUGAUACACCGAGAAUUCCAUUAAAUUUAUUCAAAAGACUUUGCGAAGUAAGAGUUCAUGGGGCACCCGGACCGGUUUAUAUUAACCUAUUGAAAGCUACCGGAAAGUUUUCAAUAAUUGUAGUUUUCCUCUUUUUUGUCAUGAUUGUUGUUAUGGCCUUUGGUAGUGCUGGACAGAUGUCGUCAACUAAUCAAACACUGGCAACUCUGGCCGGCGGAUUUGUUCCUAUGUUGCUUAAAAACGUUUUAUCUUCUAAAGGUGUAAAACUUAAUCUAAAGACCCUUAGUUUUAAAGGGCAGAUAGAUGAAAUUGUGUCAGAGUAUAAACAAAACUGGCCGAUAUACGACCUUAUUUUAAAACAAUAUGAUCCAAAAGCUGAAGAAGAGGAGGAAAAGGAAAAAGAAGAAAGUAAAGAUAAAGACGAAAAGGGUAAGACUGAAAAUAAUGAAAAGACAGCAGAUGAUGAAAAGGAAAACGAAAAGCAGAAUAAAGAAGAGCCAGAGAAGAAUCUGGACACGCCUGCCAUGUCAAGAUCUGGAUCAACACUAGCGCUUAAUGCGGCAAAUGGAGGCGGUAUGUUAAAACCACCUGAUCCGUUUCAUGAUAGUACGGAAGAUCUACGUCCAAUCGGAGCAACUAAGAAAGGACCGGAAUGGUUCCGACGUUUAUCUGUUUGCCCUCAAGAAGACAAUCUUGUUGAUUUAUUCAUUGACAUGAGUGAAGUAGAAGAAAACUCGCCUUGGCACUGGAUGUAUGGUUCCAGUGAAUCAUUAGGCGAGUCAAUAACGAUGAUGAAUGAAUUGGGAGAUACAGAUGAAGAUAAACGUAUGCCAUAUAAUCAGAAGCUAAAUAACCAUAUAAACAAUAAUGUUGAGGCUGUCUGAAAAAAGAGUUAUAACAUAAAUGAGAUUUCUGUGUAAAUAUGAUUCAUAGAAGAAUCUUGCAAACAAUAUUAGCUUUUCGUAUUAAGAAUAUACACAUGUAAGUUAAUCAAGUAUUAACACUUUUGAUUGCUUCAUAUUUUAUAAGCCUUGUUGCUAAAAAAAUCUCAUAAUAUAUCAUAAAGAAAUUAUGACUUUUUAACAAAUUUACGAGUUCAUGCUUUAAUGCGUUAAAUAUGUUUUGCUCGUUUCUUUUCUUUCUGUUUUAAAUAAAACCUAUAGAAUGUAUUUAUUAUUUCGUUUGUAUAAAUUGCAUCCUAUAAGGUCAUUAGCAAAUGGACAUGGAUAGACCCAUAUUGAAUUAAAGGAGUUAUGAUUGGUCAAUCAAGUUUUGUAAAUUAUCAAUCCCUUUACUAAUUUUGGACUAUGUAAAUAACACGAGUGCAUUCUUGUAUCUAUUAGCCCGGUCAAGUUACUUUGAAUACACUGACCAGUGUCGUUAGAAGCGCCGAUACUGAUAUGACCAGUGUGAUUUCAAACAGUUGUUAUCAGUGGUUGUGUCUUCACAAUGAACGUGUCAAGUAUGUCGUGAUUAGAUUAGACCUCAUUUAUAACGUUUAGACACUUGAGUGGUUACUUAGUGACAAUUGUUAACUUAACUUAGAUAUAUGAUCCAAAAAUCAUUUGCAAUAUUUAAUGUUUGUACAAGAUGACGGGUUUGUGUGACAGACGAUGAAAUGAUGUCGCAAAUAGUUUUAACAGACAUUAUGCCUAUUUGUAGAUACCUGCUGGGUUUAUAAAUUGGCGGGGUAGAAUAAAAGAUACGUAUGUAGAUAACGAUGAAUGACUUUUGAAUAAGUGGCCUAUUUCAAUGAGAAUACGUUACUUAUGUGUCAACGGGAUGCUUCAAAAACAUAUUUUUCAAAUGUUAUCUCUAUCUUAUCGUGGUCCUGACAUAAAUUAAAAUAAUGUUGAAGUUAAGUGAAUGAAUGUUAUAAAACCCACGCAUUUUAAUGAGAUUUUUAUUCUAAAUUUUCGUUUUAAAAAAUCGAAGUUCUAAAUUUUGAAAUGUGCCUUAUGUUUGCUAAGGAUGGGACUGUUGAAGUGUAUCUCU